Messenger RNA from Halichondria panicea, 6622 nucleotides. RefSeq names its product mucin-like protein. Gene Ontology annotation, biological process: cell-matrix adhesion. The transcript has 28 exons. NCBI's taxonomy places the organism in Eukaryota, Metazoa, Porifera, Demospongiae, Suberitida, Halichondriidae. The record is from RefSeq and is a predicted model, not a curated record. The coding region runs from base 47 to 6418 and encodes 2123 amino acids. Gene Ontology annotation, molecular function: calcium ion binding.
UUUCUGCAUAAUAGCUAUAGAGCAUCCCAGGAUUAUAUCUCUUGCAAUGAAGCUGUUUAUAGCUGUGGCUCUGUUGGUUAUUGGACUUUUUCCCAGUCCAGGCUCAGGACAAACCAGUGAGACUCCAAUUGAGAUAACAACUAAAGCACCAACUCAGGAAUCAACUGAUGCAACAACUCAGGAACCAACUGAGGCCACAACUGAUGCAACAACUCAGGAACCAACUGAGGCCACAACUGAUGCAACAACUCAGGAACCAACUGAGGCCACAACUGAUGCAACAACUCAGGAACCAACUGAGGCCACAACUGAUGCAACAACUCAGGAACCAACUGAGGCCACAACUGAUGCAACAACUCGGGAACCAACUGAGGCCACAACUGAUACAACAACUCAGGAACCAACUGAUGGAUCCAUUAGAGUGGACAUAGUGGAAUUCUUGUACAUAUCAAAUGAUGUUUUGGUAAGAAUCCACUUUAAAAAUUUCAUGGAGAACAUUUAUUACUACGAAUCGUUUGAUACUGAUGUGCCGUGCUUUUUGAACCAACUUGUUUUCAGAAACAGGGACACGAAUGAAAUCUUCCAGGCUGAACACCAGGGUACUUGUUCUUUCUACAACAUCAACUCUGGAUCCAUUCUGAUCCACAUGACUUCUAGAGAUUUUCUCAGGAUGGUUGUAAACAAGCUUAUUGACACAAACUCUACUAAUCAGUCCUUGGAAAUGUACACUGCAGAUAUGCUUGGAACUCCUUUUAACCUUCAAAUAGAACCAGAUAACGCUAUUGAGUGUGACUUGAGAUUGGACUUGUACUACAAUGAAAUGUAUAACAAGUUUGAUUAUUGGAUCGAUGAGGGAAUUCUUUUGAUUCAUUUCUAUGAUUUUAUUGAGGUUGCCACUGUCAAUGCCAGCAAGCUAUCACUCUCUCGCAAUAACCGUCAUCGGUAUGCAAACAACACUGUUAACAUUACGAGUGGUGAAAUACUGAACCAGUCACCUGGCCUAGCAAGAUCUGUGGGUAUCAAACUGACCUCUAAUGAUCAAGAUCUUCUUGCAAGCAAAAGAAUAUGCACUGGAGAUAAUAGGAGUUCUUUCAUUCAAUACUGUUACCUCGGCAUAGAAUCAGGAUUUGCUGCUGCAUAUUUUGGACGAGAAGUUUCUCCUAAUACCUAUUCUGUCAAUAUUAUCCGGAGGACACCCACAGAUUCUGAGCGAGUGUCUGUGUCCAUUCAGCUAGAGUACAUUGAUGGAUUGACUUUGGACCUGGCGCUCAGUCUAGGUCAGCCAAUCAGAAUUCGAUCAAUUAAUUUUGGCGAGGAGAGGAUUAUCAGCGAGAGGAUUAUCAGUGUAACGUGCAUAAGCAGAGACACUAACAAACAUGUAAACCCCAUGCUGGAGAUUGACAAUGGUGCAGUGUCUAUUCCACCUAACUACAUCCAGAAUGACUGGCCCAGCUCCACCACCUUGAAUGCACCCAGGGGGCUAACUGAGUCUGGUUUGCAAGGUUACUACACGUGCAGGACAGAGGGAAACACUUUCCUCAGCCGUCACAUUCUGCAUUCCAAUGCUUUCCACCUCUUUUUCUACCAAGGGACCCCUGCUACAGCUGAUGUAGGAGAAGACAUUGUACUCCGCUUUGCACAUGGCGACUUUUCUGAUCGUUUUAUUGAGGAAUUUCGUAGUGAUCGGUUAGAUGUGCAUUGUGCUGAUCCAUGUGGCAAUCCACCUUUUGAGUACCAUUUCGAAACAAACACCCCAUUUCCGUACCAUGCUGAGCUACACAUCAACAGGACCCAGUUUAACUAUGAGGGAGAGUACUAUAUCUCAUAUUAUGAUGAUGAUCAUCGACUACGGCCAAACUUCAUUAUCAAUGUCAUCAAACCUGAACUCACUCUCUACCCACCGGUCCUGACUGUGCUCAGUUCUAACUCUCCUGAUACAACCGCCUCUCUCACUUGUACCUCUAACAAUACAAAUGUCCCUGUGCUGUUCUCUGGAGAUUACACAUCACUGGGUAUUAUGUCUACAUACUUGGAUGACACUAACAGCUCUGUGAGAUUGGACUUUGAACUGAACAAAUACCGUAUUGUAAUGCUAGAUGGGAUGGAGUUUAUCUGUGAAGCCAGAGAUCCAGAUGAUUUUCAAUCCACUGUGUCAACGGCUAGCUCCACCUUUAGGGCAGUGCCAGGUACUUUAUUUAUUGGUUCCUCAGGGCAAUCAUUUUUUAUUGCUCGGUUAUCUCUCUUUGCAAUUGAGCCUGACGGUGAUCGUAAACAAGUUAUGGAUAGUGCAAUGAUCAAUACAGCCAGAUCGUUUGAAUGCCUGUGGUAUAUCAAUCCUACACGAAUGGAUCUUGAGACCAUCGCUGGGACGUUGUUCUGGAAAAUUUACCUCCCGAAGUCAAAAAAAGAAAUUGAAUUCACUUCAGAUGUUAGUCGUAAAGAUUUUAUAGUCACUACACUCGAGAAUGGUAUCACUCUGAAUAUUCUGGGAGAUUUCUUUGGAAGUGUUUCGUGUAUCUAUGGCGGUGACAGUGUAAAGAUUACCGUUGUCACUGAAGCUCUUGUGGAGGGUGUUGACUUCUUUCCUCCUAUCUUUCCUGAUGAUGCUGUGGAAUUGUUUGAUAGUGAUGAUGGAUGUUCACAGCGGAUUUACUCGAGCACUGGCAUUCCUUUUGGAGCAGAAACAUACCAAUACGUUCAUGUCUGCACGAAUGGCAUGCUGACUGUUGGUACUCCACCUCUCUUUCUCGGUACAGCACAAGAACGAUUCCCUACAUCUGAUAUCAGGAUCAGCCAGUCAAAUUUGCUCGCUCCAUUCUGGAACGACCACGAUGGCCGAAACCUCGCCUCUAACGUAAACUACAGAGUGUACAGUGGUGCUGCCGGUGAUCCAGAUUUUAUGUAUAUUGUGAGAUCUUUUAUCUCAAAUCAUGUCGAUGCUAAACUAUUUGGCAAGUUUGUUCCCACCUGGAUGCUAGUAGCCUCCUGGAGAGAUGUUCCUCCGUAUCCUCACACUGCAACAGACAGAGGAAGAAAUUCGUUUGAAGCCAUUAUCAUAACUGAUGGUGUAGUAACCUUUGUUGUCUACACGUACAACUGUGAUGAUCUGCAAUGGGGUCAGUCGCAGGAUGGGGACUAUUCUACCAUCGGCUACAACAUCAAUCCAGCCUCAUUUUUUGGUAGUGAUAGUAAAGAAUUAACUUCCUUCCACGAUCAUCGUCUUUCAAACCUUCCCAUGAGCGAGAUGAUUGCAUGUUCCAGUCUUGCUAGAGGAUCACGUUAUCAUAACGAGGUGUAUCUUGUCGGCCGAUCUAAAGAUACCACGCAAUUGGCACGUGCAGUAUGUACAAGCUCUAUCAACAACGAUACAUUGUAUGGUGACAUCAUUGAUGGAACCACACUAAAGGAUGGAUGCCCUUGCAACUCGGCUCAAGCAUCAAGAGACUUUGCUUAUAGUUUUAUUGAUAUGUUUGAGUUGACAUUGGACCCUGUGUAUGCUGGGCAGUUCUGUGUGACUCAGAGAUUUCCCCAGAGGAACACCAUUCUCUGUUGCUAUGGACGGAACAGUGGAGCUCUCAACAAUGUUGGUGGUAUCAGUGGAGUGGUGGCGUAUAGUCCUAGCUUUUUCCCAAGAGAGUUUCUUGAUAAUGAUUACAACUUGCGUCGCAAAUGCAGCAUAGGAGGUGAAGCUGACACACUGUACAGGACUAGACGACCUCCAGUGACCUGUGCCACUUAUACCCCACCAAGAAGAACCUUCUGUACGGGUGAUCCUCAUCUCACCAACCUUGAUGGAGCUAAGUUCACAUUCAACGGUUGGGGAGAGUACAUUGUACUGGAGUUGGAGACUGAUGACACCACGUUCUGGGUGCAAGCUCGUAUGCAACCAAUCACAGAUUCUCUGGCUACUGAAUUAGGUGGUUUCGCUUUCGCUAUGAGCAGGGACACUCCUGUUGAAAUACACCUGAAUGCGUCUAGACAACUUGAGAUCCUAAUCAGUGGAGUAGAUGUAACGGACCAGCUGGUCAACGUCAGCUCUUCUAUAUCCACUGACCUCUAUUCUGUAUCUCGAAGCAGUUCCAAUUCCAUUCUGGCCACAUUCCCAAAUGGAAUGGGAUUAAUGGUGAAUCUCUCCAGCAUGCUCACCUUCACAGUUAUCAUCCCUGAUGCCUUCCGUGGACUAACUAGAGGAAUGGUUGGGAACUACAACGGUAAUGUCACUGAUGAUGUCGUAUUCCGAAACGGAACUAUGGUGCCUAUUAGUGAAUUUUCCUUUCGGAUACUGCAUCAAGUAGGACUGUCAUGGCAAGUGGAUGCUUCAGAGUCUCUCUUCACUUACCCUGAGGGCUUGACUACUGAAGACUUUGCUGUCCUUGACCACGAUCCACCCUACCUGGAUGAAGUGGUAGCCAAUGCGUCAGCAGAAGUGCUUAAAAUGUGUGGAGAUAAUGUCGAGUGUAUUUUUGACUCUAUAGAAACAGGAGACAUCAAUAUCGGCCUUGAAACCGUGACAAUGAUUUCCAUAAUUGAUGAAGAUGAGAAGCAAGCAUCAAACUUCCCUCCUCUCAUCUACGGCCCUGUGAGCCUCUAUGUUACGCUGGGGGUAGAGGCUGUACUGGUGUUCAAUGUGACUGAUGACAAGGGCAGUAUCAAUGUUACGCUGGUGGAUGGACUGCCAGCUGGGGCCACUCUACUGCCUACCCCUAAGGGUGACUAUACAAUGGAGUUCACCUUCAGGUUAGAACUUAAUGCGAUUGCUGAUAUUUCUCUCGUGUUUUUGGCCACUGAUGAGCUGGAUGCUGGGUCAACUCUGGAAGUGCAGAUUGUGAUCUGUGCUUGUGAGAAUAAUGGCAACUGCACACUGGAGGGAGUGGUGGAUCAGAGUGCCAGUACUGUCGUCUCCAACUGUGUAUGCCUUCAAGGUUGGGAGGGUGACUUCUGUCAGGAUGAUGUCAACGGUUGUGCCAACUUUGACUGUUUCAUGAGUGUGGAUUGUGUGGACGUCCCUGCUCCAGGAGUGGGGGCAAUGUGUGGUCCAUGCCCUCCAGGGUAUCUUGGAGACGGGUCGAAGUGCGCUGAUAUCGACGAGUGUAAUGGUAUCCAUGGUUGUGCUCAACUGUGUGUCAACCAACCGGGAAGCUUCGAGUGUGCCUGUUACCCUGGUUACGAGCUCAAUAGUCUAACACAAUGUAUAGAUAUUGACGAGUGCUCUUUGCUCAAUGGUGGUUGUCAUCAAGUCUGCACCAACACGAUUGGAGGGUUUGAUUGCAGCUGUGAGGAAGGGUACACCAUCAACACCGACAACAGAACAUGCCAAGUUGACCCAAUAGCGAUGUGUGAUGCUAGUAACAGCUGUGCCCAAUCAUGUGUGAGAUUAUCCGGAGUGGAAACAUGCGGCUGUCUCCCUGGUUACGAACUGGCGUCCAAUGGGAUAAAUUGCACAAAUAUCAACGAGUGUCAGGAGAAUCCAUGUGAGCAGAUCUGCACUGACUUGGAGAGAGGUUACGAAUGCUCGUGUCGUGAGGGAUACCAGCUGUUUCCUGGGGGGAGAUGUACCGAUAUCAACGAGUGUUUGGUGGCAGCUCUGGACAUAUUUGCCGCUGACCUUUGUGAACCCUCCAUGUUUUGUGUGAAUGUUGAGGGUAACUACAGCUGUGAGUGUCCGGCUGGUACACUACUAGUGGAGGGAGUGUGUGAAGCUGAGAACGUGCUAACCACCACUGCUGCACCACCAGUGACGACUGUACCUGAUGACACUGAUACUAUUCCUACUGAUGCUAUUCCUAAUGCCGUUGUCGUGGAGAUCAACGGAUUUACUCCUUCCACGUUCACUCCUGAGAAUCAGAGGCGCUUCAGAGAAGCCACAGCAGAUGCUGUCAAUGGCUACUGUGAGGAAAAUGAGUGUCUCGUAGUAUUCCCGGACCCUCAGGCAAGAGCGAGGAGGAACACUCUCACGGCUGACAACCUCUACAUUGCUGGCAUCACUAGCACUGGAAAUUCUAGAGUCAGCUUCAGCUUGUAUGCUCGUUUGGGUGGUGGUAUCCUCAGCGGCAGUGCCUUGGCAACGGCUGUACUGGAUCACCGUGACGAGUACGCAGCCCUAGGCUUUAAUGUGGCUAGUGUACAACUGCCUACGGAAUCAACCACCAUUCUGACGACCAACCAGAUCAUUGGUAUAGCGGUGGGGGUUGUUCUUGGACUAAUCUUAAUACUGGUCCUUCUUCUGAUUAUUAUCACAUGUUGUUGUGUGAAGUAUCGAUCAGGACAACCCAAGAAUGGAGGAGACCUCACCAAUGUUGGUACUAGCCUUGACAUGAAGCCAGUACCCCACGAGGGCCUUGAAGAACAAGCCGUGGGACUAGAGUCUGAGGAGAAGGAAGGGGAUCUCGACUAUGAGAGAUAUAAGACUAUUAAAUAAACCAUUAAUUUACAGUAUUUUGGUGACACUAUAAUUAGUAUGCUGCUGAACUUUUAGCUUUGUUUUGUCUUCUAGACUUAUUAUUGUCCAUGUCCCCCUGCGGCUCUACUAUUAAUAAAUAAAUAGAGCUGGUAUAAACGCCAUUAGUGCAAACUUUCGUAUGAAUUUCGAUUAUUUUCUGUUCUAUUCGUAUACAGCUCAGAA